Molecule: messenger RNA, 1490 nt
Organism: Pungitius pungitius (ninespine stickleback)
Lineage: Eukaryota; Metazoa; Chordata; Actinopteri; Perciformes; Gasterosteidae
Gene: lin37
Product: lin-37 DREAM MuvB core complex component
Exons: 9
Coding region: 454-1185 (243 amino acids)
Biological process (GO): negative regulation of transcription by RNA polymerase II
Cellular component (GO): Myb complex; transcription repressor complex
Source: RefSeq, a predicted model, not a curated record
UCUAAAAACAAGCUGUUAGCAACGGUAACUUCAUAUAGCAAGUGGCUACAGUGUGAUGAAAUAUAAAACAUCCAGUUUGUAGUUUAUUUCCACGUAUUUUUGGUAUGGAUAUCGCUCGGCGUUACUCUUAGUCAGCGAAUCGCUAUAAUAUGUAAAGGCUUGGAAACUAACGCUAGCUUUAACGUUAUCCAAUUGCCACUGCUAACGCCGAAGGUGCUAACUAAUCGGCCUGAAACCUGCAGCUACCGAGGUUAACGUUAGCUAACAUUAACGUUAGCAAGCAGACGUCCUGUUACGUUGGUUACGUUAGUGGUAAAGUAGAACCGGUCACAGGUUGGUAUUAACCCAUAGAUUCUGCACAUCGGUCUCCCAGACUGAAGUUGUGGCUAUAAAAGUCGCCAUUUUCCCACAUUGACGCUGUCGUCACCUAGAAGUUACAGAAAGGUGGAAAUAAUGCACCACGUCAAGAUCAAGACUGAAAGGCAGGAUGCAGAGGGGGUUGGUGCGCGCAGCAGAUUGGAUUCAGUGUUAAAGGGACUGCUAGAGAGGAGUGUGAGUGAAAAGGAGCAAAAUGAGGGUGAUACCGGAAAAUUAUCAGCGGACUCCUUAAACAAGGAUUUGUCACCAUCAUCUGCUGGAAAAAGACCAUCAGCCCGAUUUCCACAGCACCGGAGGAAGAAGCGCAAAGAGAUGGAUGAGGGCAUACCUGAGGCAAAUCAACACAAACAAAACGCUUACAUUAUUAAGUUGUUUGAUCGCAGCGUGGAUCUUGCUCAGUUCAACACCAGCACCCCACUCUAUCCGAUUUGCCGUGCCUGGAUGAGAAAUAAUCCUUCUGUUCGAGCACCGCCAGCUUCGCCAAGCCCCCCACACAUUAUGGUGGAGGAAGAGCUCACAGACAUGAUCAAUGGUAAAGGUCAGAAUGUGUAUAGACUCCCUCCGCCAACGUCCUGUCCAAUCAGCACCUCCGGUGAACCCGUCAACCUCAGGAUCCCACAGACUGAAAAACCCACUGUUAAUAAGUUGACAGAUUCACUCCCUGUAACAGGUUCCCUCAUAUGUGACCACAUGGAACGUUGGAAAAAAAUAAGGCACAAAUGGAAGGAGUGCUCUAACAAGAACCAGUUAAGAUACAGCGAGAGUAUCAAGGUUCUUAAGGAGAUGAAGGAGCUCUAUGACCGCUAACUGGCUUGUGCUGUGGGGCUCUCCACCAUAGAAAGGACUCCACACAGUUGUAAAAGAUCCAUGGUAAAUAACAGUUGAUGUUUGAACGUACUUACUAUAACAUUACCAAACUCAUAGGAAAGCACGAACAUAACUUGAGCCCUAAAUAAACCGUAUGUUGUGUAUUGCAGAAUAUUUAUUCUACAGGAUUUUAAAUUGUUUUACGAUUUCUUGUGCGAGUAUUCCUUGUACUGUGAUGUUGGCCUGUUUGUUAUUCAUACAAAAUAUUUGGAACUGUGAAUAAAGAAAUUGGUUUUCCAUACGCA